AUGAGUGAAUUAGAAGGAAAGAGUAUGCUUUAUGAUAGCCCAGCUGCUAACAAUAAAUAUGUUGGUAAAAUGUGGAAAUAUCAGAAAAAUCGAGCUGAAUACAAAAGAAAAAUGAUGCUUAAAGAGAAGUUUGCCAAACAACUUGGAAUUAAAUUAUCUGCCAAGCCCGAUAAGAGCUUAGAAGUUCAAUAUGGUAUAAUUCGUAAUUCUGAAGAUGUAAGAAUUCGUGAAAAGGGUUACAACUUGCAUGCAUUUAAUGCACUUAUCUCUCAGAGAAUUGGAAAUCACAGAGAUCAGGAAUAUUUAAAAGAGAUAAUUUUAGUUGAUGACUUCAGUGAUUUGGAUGGAUUGCAUGAUGACCUUCAAAAAGUUGUAAACAAACUAAAUAGUAUGAUUAGAAAGGAUGAGGAAAUGUUAGAAACAAAUAACAUAGAUGGAGAAAAUUUUGUUGAUUACAUAGACGAUGAUGAUAAUAAUGUUAAUGUAGAUAAGAAAUCAAGUGAUAAACAACUGAGUUUGAGAAAUGUGGUAAAUAUAAGAUUACUAAGGACAAGUAAAAGAGAGGGGUUGAUUCGCGCGAGAUUAUAUGGUGCUGAUAAUAGUGUUGGUGAGGUAUUAGUGUUCUUGGACUCACAUAUAGAAGUUAACGUGGAUUGGCUGCCGCCGCUGCUAGCACGACUCUCUGAGGGAGUUGAUGGGAUUUCUACGCGAUAUUCUCCUCGGGCUGUUGCUCCCAUAAUUGAUGUUAUUAAUGCUGAUACAUUUGAGUAUACCGCGAGUCCCUUAGUAAGGGGCGGUUUUAAUUGGGGCCUUCAUUUUAAAUGGGACAAUUUACCAAAGGGUACGUUAAAGGAACUGGAAGAUUUUGUGAAACCUAUUAGAUCACCUACUAUGGCGGGGGGACUGUUUGCAAUUUAUCGGGAAUAUUUUAACUAUAUUGGGAAAUAUGAUCCGGGAAUGAAUGUCUGGGGUGGUGAGAACUUGGAGAUAUCUUUUAGGAUUUGGAUGUGCGGUGGAGUCCUAGAGCUUAUUCCAUGUAGUCGGGUUGGUCACGUGUUCCGAAAAAGAAGACCGUAUGGACUCGGUGAGAAGGAAGAUUAUAUGGUGCAUAACUCUAUGCGAAUGGCGCGCGUGUGGAUGGAUGAAUACGUGAAAAAAGUCAUAGAGCACAACCCGGCAGCUGCAGAUGUUCCCAUUGGCGAUAUUUCAGAAAGGAUAGCAUUGAGGAAACAGCUUAAAUGUAAAUCUUUCAAAUGGUACCUGGAUAACGUUUAUCCCGAACUUGAGACUGGGGAAGAUAACGCCGCUAAACGGAGAAUGGUAGCGCUUAACGAUCCAGAUAAGAACAAAUUUCAACCGUGGCAUUCUAGGAAGCGUAACUACACAGAUUCGUUCCAAAUUCGUCUGAAAAAUACUACCUUGUGUGUACAGGGUGCCAAGGAUAUCAAAAGUAAAGGUAGUGGAUUGGUUCUUGCCAACUGCAUAAGGACUUUAAAUCAGAUGUGGUUUGAAACUGAUCAUCACGAGUUGGUUCUUGGUCGCACUCUUUGUCUGGACGCCACUAGCAAUGUGUCACCAGUGUUGGGAAAAUGCCAUGAGCUAGGAGGUUCUCAGGAAUGGAAGCAUAAAGGAGUUGCUGGAAGUCCCAUCUACAAUACGGCUGCUGGUAUGUGUUUAGGUGUGGAGCGAGCUUAUCGCAGUGAACCGUUACUUAUGGUCAUAUGUGACAACCAACAAACAAAUCAAUGGGAUUUUAUACGUUCUUAG
This is a messenger RNA of Parnassius apollo (apollo), 1767 nucleotides long. The record is from the annotation of a GenBank genome assembly. Lineage: Eukaryota; Metazoa; Arthropoda; Insecta; Lepidoptera; Papilionidae.